AUGUGGAGUGUACUUCAAGGCAAGAGUGACCCAGAAUUCAACACAAAUGUAGCCUUAGAUGGUUCUGGAGACUUUAACAAUAUCUCAAACGCUGUGAAUGUUGCGCCAAAUUACAGCAAGCAAAAGUAUUACAUCAAGAUUAAAGCAGGAACCUAUAAUGAGCAUGUUUUCAUUGGACGAGAGAAAACAAAUAUUGCUUUUAUCGGAGAAGACAUUAGAGGAGAUGGCUUCAUAGCGAAGCACAUAACCUUCAGAAACUCAGCUGGACAAACAAAUGGACAAGCAGUUGCGAUGAAGUGUAGUUCCAGCUUUUCGGCACUCUACAGAUGUAGAUUUGACGCCUACCAAGACACCCUUUAUGUCCAAACGGGUAUCCAAUUUUAUAGGGAAUGUGAAGUUUUUGGGACAAUAGAUAUUAUAUUUGGGGAUGCCACAGUGGUAUUCCAAAAUUGUGGCGUUUAUGUUUAUAAUCCUGGAAAGGGACACUCAAAUGUAAUAACUGCCCAAGGAAGGUCUAGUACUAAAUAUGUUUCCGGAAUAUCUCUCCAUAAUUGCACCAUCAAAGCUGCAAAUGACUUAAAUCCUGGAGUGAGAACCUACCUUGGCCGACCAUGGAGGCCAUUCUCCACCGUGGUCAUAAUGCAAUCUUGCUUAGGUGAUAUAGUAGACCCCGAGGGAUGGCAUAGAUGGGAUAAUAAUACUUCAACACUAGCCACACUAUAUUAUGGGGAAUAUCAAAACAACGGCCCGGGAUCUAACAUUUCGAAAAGGGUACGCUGA
This is a messenger RNA of Ilex paraguariensis (yerba mate), 780 nucleotides long. NCBI's taxonomy places the organism in Eukaryota, Viridiplantae, Streptophyta, Magnoliopsida, Aquifoliales, Aquifoliaceae. The record is from the annotation of a GenBank genome assembly.